Messenger RNA from Arvicanthis niloticus (Nile rat), 2195 nucleotides. It is a transcript of the gene Elf5, whose product is annotated as E74 like ETS transcription factor 5. Gene Ontology annotation, biological process: cell differentiation; regulation of transcription by RNA polymerase II. The record is from RefSeq and is a predicted model, not a curated record. Gene Ontology annotation, cellular component: nucleus. Gene Ontology annotation, molecular function: sequence-specific DNA binding; DNA-binding transcription factor activity, RNA polymerase II-specific. Lineage: Eukaryota; Metazoa; Chordata; Mammalia; Rodentia; Muridae.
GUAGGUGUCACUUAUAUCACAAGGCUACAGGUGCCUUUAUUUCUACCGUCCGCUGGUGCUGGGAGCGCGCUUGCCUUCUCUUGCCUUGAAAGCCUUCUGUCUGGACCUAUCCACCACUUGUCUUCACGGUGAUGUUGGACUCCGUAACCCAUAGCACCUUCCUGCCCAACGCAUCUUUCUGUGACCCUCUGAUGUCUUGGACCGAUCUGUUCAGCAAUGAAGAAUAUUACCCUGCCUUUGAGCAUCAGACAGCCUGUGAUUCCUACUGGACAUCAGUGCACCCCGAAUACUGGACCAAGCGCCAUGUCUGGGAAUGGCUCCAGUUCUGCUGCGACCAGUACAAGCUUGAUGCCAACUGCAUCUCCUUCUGUCACUUCAACAUCAGCGGCCUGCAGCUGUGCAGCAUGACGCAGGAGGAGUUCAUUGAGGCAGCCGGCAUCUGUGGGGAGUACCUCUACUUCAUCCUCCAGAACAUUCGCUCUCAAGGUUAUUCCUUUUUCAAUGAUGCUGAGGAGACCAAAAGCACCAUCAAAGACUAUGCUGAUUCCGGUUGCUUGAAAACAAGUGGCAUCAAGAGUCAAGACUGUCACAGCCGAACAAGCCUCCAAAGUUCUCACCUGUGGGAAUUUGUCAGAGACUUGCUUCUGUCUCCUGAAGAAAACUGUGGCAUCCUGGAAUGGGAAGACAGGGAGCAGGGCAUUUUCCGAGUGGUUAAGUCAGAAGCCCUGGCAAAGAUGUGGGGACAAAGGAAGAAGAAUGACAGGAUGACGUAUGAGAAGUUGAGCCGAGCCCUGAGAUACUACUAUAAAACUGGAAUUUUGGAGCGGGUUGACCGGAGGUUAGUGUACAAAUUUGGAAAAAACGCACAUGGGUGGCAGGAAGAGAAACUCUGAUCUACACCGGACGCCAGGCUCACUUGAUGGAUUUCUGUUGUUUGAAACAAUCAGAUCAAACUAGACAUUUGAAAGUCUUCCUCCUCCUCUUCUUCCUCUUCCUCCUCCUCCCCUUCCCCCUCCUCCCCCUCCUCCCCCUCCUCCUCUUCAAAACCUACAACCACACUGAUAAAAUUUCUGCAUGUCUCAGCUUACAUUUGAAUUCAGUUGUUGUCUAUUGGGGCGACGGCAUCAGCCCUUAAGCAAUCGGCUUCAUCCCAAGGGGGAGGAAGGGAUGGUCUUGUGGCUUGGUGUGACAUUGUUUCCUUAAUGAAGUAUUUGGAGCCAAGGUAGCCAGUGUUAUGGGUGCUGUUUCAAAAGAGGGCCCUGUUGCCCCAUUAAGGACACAUGGUCCUCCCAUUCCAGAGGUUCCGAGUGGUCAACUGAGGCAGCUCACCUGUGGUUAGUUUUUAGGAGCGGGUGAGAUGUAAGGCUUCCUUACGUUAGAUUUGAAGUUAUCACAGUUAUAUUCCAUAGAAAAAAUUUUAAUAAAGAAAAAAAAGCCACUGAACUGGGACCUAAUUGGAUAUAGCCUAUGUUAAGAAUAAGUUUUUUUUAACCAGAUCACCAUUUUUGACCACUUAGCCACAACCACUUGAUCCACGGCCAAUCCUUCUGAACUUUAACACACUUGCAAUUAGUCACACUGGGAAUUGCUACCGAGAUUGCUGCUCCCUUCUCCUCACUGGUGGCUAGUGUCAGGUCUACAGUGACCUAGUCAACAGACAUGUGCAUUGAUUUCUAAAUCACUGCUGUGCCUAUGAUUCAAACUGUCAACGUGUUCAAAUCAGAAUUUAUUGAUUCUCUCUGAGGCUAAGAAGUUAAACCUUUACAGAGCAGAGAACACCCGACCAAGCCAUGAUAGCUGGAUGCAUUGUCAGUCUCGCUUCAAUGCUGACCUGAUGAAUACCCAAACUCUCCAACAUGUUCUCUUCACACAGAUAAGAACAGUGAAUUUACAUCAAUAAAUGUUCAUGGGUUAAAGUGUCUGCACUGACUCAUGUGCCGUUGGCAUGCAAGGUGUUACUGCCCUGCAACAUGGUAGAGUGCCCUGACCCCUAACUUCCCCAGGGCUGGGACUGUCUAGUGACAGGCACUGAAUAACAAUGCAGGCUGAAGACCUCCAUGUUUAGAGUUUAACCUCAAAAGUAACUUGUUUUUUUUUAAAAAUGUGAAUUACUGUAAAAUAAUCUAUUUUUGGAUUCAUGUGUUUUCCAGGUGGAUAUAGUUUAUGAACAAUGUGAAUAAAAUAUUUAACAUGUU